AUGGGAAAGGGGUUUACAGGAUCAGAGAGAACCACGGCGCUACUGGACACAGGCAGCGACAGGUCUUACUGUGCCAAAGGACUGGUCGAAAGACUAAGAAUACGAGGGAAACCAACAUCACUCUUCAUAAACACGUUAACCCAAGGGGAACAAUGUAACACCACAGAAGUAGAUCUGGAAGUAAGAGGCAUUAACACCCGGAGAGCGAAGUGCCCCAUAUCCCUUCCUAAGGUACUAGUACUUGACAGACUGCCACCUUCUUUAGAAAACUCAACAGCUACAGCCCUAGACAUAGAUGCUUGGGGACAUCUUCGAGGACUUGCUCCACUUCCACCAAACAGACGAGUCGCAGAGUUACUGAUUGGACAAGAUUGCCCAGAUGCCCUGACUCCCCUCGAGUGUCGGACGGGGCCGGAUGGAGCACCUUUUGCAAUAAGGACAAGAUUGGGUUGGACGAUUAAUGGGCCCCUGAUGGGCAAUUUAACUCACAGGUUUACAACGGAAUGUUCCAUGCUGACUGCCUCUACAGAAAAAACUCGUUUGGAAGAGCAGGUGAGGCGCUUCUGGGAAAUCGAAGCAUUACAUCAGACCCCGGGAGAUGGCUCCCCAUCAUCGGUAGAGGAUAAACGGGUCAUCAAGCUUUGUUCGUCGACUGGACAGAGAGUACAGGGACAAUACCAAUUCCCAAUUCCAUUCCGACGUCAACCGCCCUGCCUACCUGACAACAGAGCGCUCGCCGAGCGUCGCUUACUGGGACUAAAGAAACGCCUAUCGAGGGACACAAGGUUGAGACGACGGUACAAGGAGGAGAUGAAAAAAUUAUUCAAUGAAGGCUUCGCCGAAAGGGUGCCACGAAGGCAAUUAUCGAAGUCCGGUGGAAAUAGGUGGUACCUGCCUCAUCACCCAGUACUAAACCCCAAUAAACCAGACAAGGUACGGAUCGUCUUCGAUUAUGCAGCAGCCUUCACGAAGACUUCACUCAACAACCAAGAGCUCCAAGGACCAGACCUCAACAACAAAUUGAUUGGAGUACUCAUGCGGUUUAGACAAGAGCCGAUCGCCCUGAUGGCCGACAUCGAAGCAAUGUUCCAUCAAGUGAAGGUAAACCCCGAGCACAGAGACACUUUACGAUUCCUCUGGUGGGAAGGUGGAGAUUUGACACAAACGCCAAUGACAUGUAGGAUGACAGUGCAUCUCUUCGGAGGAGUGUGGAGUCCCUCGUGCGCGGCCUAUGCUCUGCAACGGACCUUCCAAGACUUCGGAGAUGGGUUCUCGGAUGCCGCAAAUAGAGCGAAAUCAAACUUCUAUGUAGACGACCUGCUCCUGUCAGUAACUGAACCAAAAGAAGCAAUUAUGAUAUCUCGGCAGUUGCGACAUCUUCUAUCCCUGGGAGGUUUUAAACUCACAAAAUGGAUCAACAACGACAAAGAGGUCCUCAACACGAUACCACUUGAAAGUCGACAUGCUGGAGUGAAGGAAGUGACCCUGGGAUGUGAAGACCUACCCACGGAGAGAGCCUUGGGAGUCAUGUGGGACCUGACUGGAGACCAGUUUGCAGCAAAGCUCAUUUUUCAAGACGAAUGCAGGCGGAAGAAGGACUGGGACGAAGACAUCACCAAGCAAAACCUUCUCAAGUGGUUGCGCUGGCUUGAAGAUUUGAAAUCACUGCGAAACUUCAAAGUUCCUCGCUGCUACAGACCUGGGGGCCUGGGUUGUGCCACCUCAUCGCAACUCCAUCACUUCUGUGACGCCUCACAAGUGGCCUAUGCAGUUGUAACGUACCUACGGACAGUAGAUAAUGAAGGUAAUGCCAUAUGUUCUUUCGUUUGUGGCAAGGCUCGUCUGGCCCCUCUCAAACAGCUAACGGUCCCAAGGCUAGAACUCUGUGCAGCAGUCCUGGCGACAAGAGUAGACCAGACAAUCAAGCGUGAAAUUGGAGUCCCACUUGAAAAAUCCGUGUUCUGGACGGACAGUAUGAUUGUGAUCAUGUACAUUAGCAACCUAGAGAAACGUUUCCAUACCUUCGUUGCCAACAGGAUCUCAGCUAUACAUGUACGAUCAAGAUGGAAUCCAACAGAAGAUGCUAUAAGAGGCAUACCUGUUGAAGACAUGUUAAAAGAAUGCAGAUGGAUUGAUGGUUCUUUUUUUUUGUCUCUACCUGAGAAGUACUGGCCGAUAAAACCGGAAAUCAGACACGAACUUGAGAAUGAUCCUGAGGUUAAGCUCGAGGCGGUGUCAUUAGCCACAGCAGGAAAUAAUGCUGAUGCCAUCAUGAAGCUGCUAUGGAACAGGUACUCAUCAUGGCAUGCGCUGCAGAGAGGUGUAUCCUGGAUCAGGCGAGUAUCCAGUAUCCUGAGACACGACUUUCAGGGUGCAACAUCAAAGCCGCUGGAAUUGCCUGAACUGCGGAAUUCCAAGUGGGCCAUUAUUCGGUUCCUGCAACAGGAGGCCUAUGCGCGGGAAGCACACGCGGUGGGCGCUGGUCAUUCCGGGAGAGAACAUACACUGUCCAUACUCCGGUGUGAGUUCUGGAUAGCCCGUUGCCGCCCUCUGCUCGAUAAGAUAAUAAAGGAGUGUGCCACUUGCCGCCGUAACAAUUGGAAGCCCACUAGGCAAAGGGAAGCCAUGCUGCCCGAAGACCGGACCAAGCCCGGGGAGCGUCCCUUCACUUACAAGGGCACUGAUUGCUUUGGCCCAUUCACAGUAAGACAAGGACGAAAGAGUACCAAGCGAUAUGGCUGCAUAUUCACCUGUCUAGCUACUCGUGCAAUGCACCUGGAGGUGUUGGAGUCUCUAGAUACAGAUGCACUCCUAAACACUACUGUCCUCUUCAUCGCCAGAAAGGGUACGACUCCGAAACGUAUUCGUUCAGACAAUGGCGCCAACAUGGUCGGGGCUUGCAAGGAACUCCGUGCGGCAGUGCGUAGUUGGAGGAAUGAUGAACGCAUAAACAGACACUUUCAGAAGAAAGAUAUAGAAUGGGUAUUCAACCCUCCAGCGGCUUCACACAUGGAAGGAGUCUGGGAACGGCAAAUCCGAACAGUCAGAAAGGUUCUCAGAGCAAUUGUGGGAACCCAAGUCCUGGAUGAAUAUCGACUGUAG
Molecule: messenger RNA, 3102 nt
Organism: Homarus americanus (American lobster)
Lineage: Eukaryota; Metazoa; Arthropoda; Malacostraca; Decapoda; Nephropidae
Exons: 3
Coding region: 1-3102 (1033 amino acids)
Biological process (GO): DNA integration
Molecular function (GO): nucleic acid binding
Source: RefSeq, a predicted model, not a curated record